This is a messenger RNA of Symbiodinium pilosum, 324 nucleotides long. NCBI's taxonomy places the organism in Eukaryota, Dinophyceae, Suessiales, Symbiodiniaceae. The record is from the annotation of a GenBank genome assembly.
GAGUGCGACGAUGGAAACGUAGUUGACGGAGAUGGCUGCACCAGGGAUUGUCGCAUUGAACCUGGCUACGUCUGUCCUACGCAAGGGUGGCCGUCAGUUCUGCUCACACCCUGCGUGGCUGUUUGUGGUGACGGCCUGCGAGUGGGUAACGAGGAGUGUGAUGACAACAACACGGAGUCUGGUGAUGGCUGCAGCCCAACAUGUGAGGUGGAAAUCGGCUGGUUCUGCAAGCGAGCUGGUUCUGGGCUUGGCUUCGAGGUGUGUUUGCAGACUUGCCUGAACGGCAUCAUCGACCCUGGAGAAGACUGUGAUGAUGCAAACACG